AUGCGCGAGUCUUCAUAUUUCAUUCAUUCCCCUCCCUGCCGCCUCGAGUUGCCGAGGGCUUGCCUGCACUCCAACAUCGAGAAUCCUGAUGCCAAGUCCGUGACCUUCGCCCUGUUCGUGUCCUUCCUGUGCUGCCUGGCCUUGGGCGUCUUGAUCUUCGGCUGGGAGGUCUUCCGCUCCUCAGUGGUCCGCUCCCUAGACGGCAAGAGGAAGGAGGCUUCAAGUCGGAGCACCUUCGGCCGCUUCUUCUUCAAAUACUUUUCAGGAAGGGACUCUGAGCAGCGGGCUUCAGAGGUCGCGAAUGACAGUGCGAGUGCACCGCCGGAGCAAAGCUCCACUGAGCCCUACCCGCAGCUGCCAGUGCUAGAGCAGUUUUUGCAGCGUGCGGCUGAACAUCCGGAUUCCUGCGCCAUGCGCACUCCGACCGGCGAAGUUCGCUUCGACGAGCUGCGGGGAUGUGCUGCAGGCUGCGCUCGGAUCCUGCUGCCGCUUCUGAGCCAAGCAGAGACGUCCGUGGCCGUGGUGGCUUUGUACUUGCAGAGCGGGCCAAAGCUUGUCGCCGCCAUUUUGGGGACCUGGCUGGCAAAGGGCGCUUGGGUGCCCUUGGACCGUAAGGCACCGGAAAAGCGACUGCGAGAGUUGCUGGGGCAGAUUGAGCCAGCAGCACUGAUUUGUGAUGACGACACGCCUUUCACCGACUUGUCCACGCCCUUGCUGCACGCGAGGCAGCUUAUCUGGGACAGCGACUGCACGAUGCCCGAGGUGUCGUCUCAGGAGUCCAUGGACAGGGUGGCGCAGGUCAUCUACACUUCUGGCUCCACCGGUGCUCCCAAAGGUGUGAUCUUCACGCACGCACGCCUAGCGCACUCGACCCACUUCUUUGCCGAGCAGUGUGGCAUUGAUCAAACAACUCGUGUGCUGCAGAAGACAUCAAAUAUUUGGUCGGUGUUCCGCCACGAGGUGUACCCGGCCCUUUGUCGAGGCGGCACGAUCGUUUUUGGCCUGCCGAAGAAGUCUGGUGACCCCAUGCAUCUGGCGGAGGUCAUAGAUGCCUCGAGCGUGACCUUACUCGUCGCCACGCCUUCCGUGCUGCAGCUGCUGCUGGACGCGGGCGAGCUGUCGACCUUGCGGCAAGUUGUAUGCAUGGGCGAGCCGCUCUCCUGGCAUUUGGCCGACCAGGUCCUCGAGAAGCUUCCAAAGGUGAAUCUCGCGAACUUCUAUGGAUCGACGGAGACGGAAAACACGACAUUCUCUGUUGCUCGCACUAGCAUGGAGAUCUGGCGUCAGAACCGCGCCGUCCCUGCAGGCGUGCCCCAGCCGCAUGUGGCCGUGCACUUGCUAAGGCCCGGGUCUUUGGAGUCAGCUCAAGGCAAGGGCGAAAUUUGCUUCAGUGGGGUAAUGGCCACGGGAUAUUGGCAGCGGCCAGAUCUUACGACAGCUGCUUUUAUCGACCACCCUGAAUUGGGGAAGCUGUAUCGCACCGGCGAUUUGGGCUCUUGGAAUCACCAGCAGCUGGUCGUCCACGGGCGACUUGAUCGCCAGGUGAAGGUUCGGGGCUGCCGCGUGGAGCUUGGAGAGGUAGAGGCUGCUUUGGGGCCCUUGGUCUCGGAGGUCGCGGCGACUGUAGCGGAGGCUGCACAGCAGCAUUUGCAGAUUGUGGCCUUCGUCUCCCCAUCUGAUUUAGAUUUGGAUGGACUGAAGAAAGACAUGGAGCAGCGCGUUCCCUCACAUGCAGUGCCGAGUCAUUUUGUGGCUUUGCCACACCUGCCACGGCUAGCUAACGGCAAGGUGGAUCUGAAGAACUUGGAGGCACUGGCUGCAAAACACCUCGCCAAGGAGGAGCAGGAGACGCAUGCCAUCCUCGACUCCCUCGGUGUACUACAGCAUCUUACCAAGACGCAGCUUGAAGAAGAGAGGUGGUUGCACAACCAGCAGGCCUUCUGGCUCCUAUUGGUGAUGAUGAUGCACAUGAACUUCGUUCACGGGGCGGCGGUCGACCCCAAGACGCACCUCGACUCAGGUGACCUUGCCGAAGAUGUGAUUCUCGGUGCCUGCCAUGCUCGUGACAUGAUCGCCUUUACGCUCCUCCUCGGCUUCGCCGAUGCUCGGCGCGAGCCAACACUGGGCGCUCGUGAUGCCGUGGCCUUGGCUGCGGCGCUGGUGAGCACUUUGAUCGUGAAUCCUUACGUAUAUGGCGCCGUCUUCCUUCUAACCGAGUGGUUCCUCUACGUCUAUGUGUGGGCACGUCUGCUGCUGGUCGUCCUCAGCAAGAUUCACGUGGGCCUCUGGCAAGCAGUGCUGGUCCUGUGCGCCGCAUGCCUGCUGCCAGAUGAUUUGAUUUGGUUGCAAAUUCCGCUCACAUGGCGUGGAUGGCUCGUUGAGAAGGUCACGAUGUUUCGAUGGAAAACCCUGCAUUUUGAUCUCUUCUUCAUGCCCGGCUGCUACCUCCUGGCCUGGCACGCUACAACCGCCGGGUUUCUGGCUUGGUGUCGGAAGACUGGGUCUCGGCUGAUGAGCGGAGGCCGGGAUGUUUUGGCGCGGUGCAUGGAUGCGGACAUUGCCGAGCGCAGUCUGCAGAUAAGCAUCUGCCUGACAUCCUGGGCCUUCUUUUUCGGGCUCUCAUACGUUCCAAGAGAAUACGGUUAUCCACACUACAAGGCGAUCUACAUUGAGGGGCGUGAGAAGGGGAGCCACGUAGUCACCUGGCAGUACAUGACGCACCCCUCUUUGACCUCCUACGUGAUGCUUUGGCUCGGAGAGUUCUUGCUUCUCACGCUGCCGGCCCUUGCCGUGGGGCUGGGAAUGGCAUUUGUGCCCUGGCACUUGAAGACGAUGGGGAGUACCUGCUUCGGCAGCUACAUCAGCCACUGCACGUUAUGCUUUCAGGGCUGGUUCCGCUUCUACUUCGACAAGAGGCUGCUCGGUCGGAUCACCGACAAAGCUUUCGAUCCCAGGCUCAAUGCUGCAAUUGUGCUCUUCUGGAACGUCCUCUUCUGCGUGGUCUAUGCUCAUACUAUCGGAGCGGGCUUCCACCACCUGAUGGACGCGGUGCAGAUUUUCGCUGAGGCGGUCCCCGUGCAAAUCAAGCCCCACGAUCAUCCUGGUCGAGACGAGUAUGUUGCCCAUUUGACCGUCUGUCUGCGGCCAGACAACCCGGCCCAUCCCCGCAACUUGCUGCUCGAGCUGACCGACGAGAAUGACCUCUUGUUCUACCACAGUCUGGUGCUUGGAGAAGGUGAUUACGGUGCCCUGAGAACCGACCAGCGCCUUCUCGUCGAUUUCCAGUCCUUUCCGGAGCAGAUAGCAGUCUUCCUGCGGAGAUGCUGCGGGAACGAGGUCCAGGGGCUGUCGUCAAGCAGUGGCCUCAAUUGUCCAUCGAAGCUGUCCGAUGAUUACAGCCUGACAGAGACGGUCUUGGGUACCGGCUUCGGCGGCUCCGUUUUCUUGGCCACCAGCCGACGCCCGGACCGGCAGGGUCGGACCAGCCGCUUCGCUGUGAAGAGUAUCAAGUUACACCACAAGGCCUCCAGGAGAACUCUGGCAGCCGAAGUGGAGGUUUUUCUGUCAGUCGACCAUCCACAUGUUUGCAGAUUGCUCGACGUCUACGAGAGCGAGAAAAGCCUCGACCUGGUCAUGGAAUGCUUGGAAGGUGGCGAGCUUUACCAGCGGGUGAACGCCGGGAAGUUCGCGGAAAAGGAUGCAGCAGAUGCAGCAUACCAGAUGCUGCUGGCCAUACGAUAUCUGCACAACCUGGGCAUUGUUCACCGGGACAUCAAGCUUGAAAACUUCCUGUACACGGAGGUCGGAAGCAACCACCUCAAGCUGAUUGACUUCGGUUUCAGCAAGGCCUGGGAUCCUGAGCAGAAGAAAAUGAAAUUGAGCUGUGGGACCAUUUGCUACGUUGCGCCCGAGGUCAUCUUGCAGAGCUACACGAACAUGUGUGACAUGUGGAGCCUCGGAGUGGUGGUGUUCCUACUGCUUGUGGGCUACAUGCCCUUCCCCGUGCUUCCGGACAUCGAGGAGACCGAGCUGAACAUUCUGAACGGUCGGUUCAAAUACGAUGCCAGAAAAUGGAACGGUGUUUCCAAGUCAUCUUUCGACUUUGUCUCCAAAUUGUUGCAAAGAGAUCCAGACCAACGAAUGACUGCGGAGCAGGCGCUAGCCCACCCGUGGAUCGCCGAGCGGGAGCAUUUCGCUUCCGGCACAGAAUCGGCUGGACUGGAUGCCUCGGUUGUUCACUCCCUCGCAGAGUAUUCCAGAGCCUCGAAAUUCCGACGAACGUGCAUGCAGGUGAUGGCUUGGUCCCUGAACAAUGCAGAAAUGGCAGAAGUCCGUGAGGCCUUCAUGGAGUUGGACGUGCAGAAAACUGGUGCCAUCCAACUACACCAGCUGAAGUCAGUCUUGGAAGAGAGGUUCAACAUCUGUGACGAGGAGACCAGGAAGAUCUUCGAGGCUCUGGACUCUUCCAACAACGAGGAAGUUGGUUACUCCGAGUUCCUCGCUGCCAUGAUGUCGUCGCGCAUUCAAGUUCAUGAAGACUUGGUUCGGGCCGCAUUCCAGCGUUACGAUGAAGAUGAUUCGGGCUACAUCAGCGUGGAGAACCUGAGGCAGGUCUUGACGGAGAGUCUCGACAGCCCGGAAACGGCGGAAGAAAUGCUGAGCGGAGUGUCAGUCUUUGCUGGGGCGGAGCAGCGCGUAUCGUUCGAUGCAUUCAUUGAAUACUUGACAGGUGGCGAGGCCGAUGAGUCCCACAAGCGGGCAGUAGGCUUUGUCAUAGACAAACAAAUGUCCAGAAUGAGUUCAUCGGAACUAAUGCGGAUGGCUCCAACGCUGCGCCAUUGCCCGCUCACUCCGAAGGGCCUCAACAGGGCCAAGAGCACGCCCUUCAUGAUGGUCGAGGACUCCUCAGACGAUGAGGCAAAGAAGGAGAUCCCCAUGUCCCCGUUCUUGACCACACCCAAUCCGGUGAAGCAGACCAAGGUCCCCUCCCUGGUGGACACGACAGAGGCGGCCACCAAUGCAAAGCAGUUGGAGGAGGCCCCAAUUUGGUGCCUGAUGUGCCUGUCUGCCCUCCUGUCGCAGGUGCCGGAAAGCCCCCCGCCUACGGUCCCGACACCUGCAGUGAAGGGCGCGCACCUAGAAGAGGGUUCACAGCUGAGCAUUCUUGAGCUCUCUGAUCGUGGGUCAAAGACGCUUGCAUGCCUGUCUCGGAUGCGGAAGCAUGCCGCCGACAUGCAGGGCUACUUCAGCAUCGUCGAAUCCAACCACUUCCGUGAGCUGACUCACAUUGCGCUUAAGCUUCGACAAGGUUCAGACGAGGUGGUGAAGAAACACCUCGCUCACAAGCUGCGUGCUGCUCGCGCGGAGGCUGCGAGCCUGAGCCAGCGCCUUGCCACUAGCAGCGAGGCAUUGACACAGAACCAGGCGAAGGUGAACGAGCUGACGGCCCGUGCGCGGGUCGUCGCCGACGAGCGAGCGCACCUGGAAGAGUCCUUGCAGGUUACUCAUCAGCGGGAGCUGCGGGAACUCAAGGAUGAGCAUGCCCGGGCUCUGACUGAGCUACAGCGUUCUUCCACGGCGGAGCGGGCUCGCAUGGAAUCCGAGCACAAGCAGGCAUUGCGAGCUGCUUUGGACCGUGCACAAAGUGCCGAGGGCUCCGUCGAGGAACUGAAACGAACGCGGCAAUCGCUGACAGUGACGGGGGAAAGUUGUCGCGAACGUCUGGAGGUGGCUGAGCGUCAGCUCAUGGAGGCCUCAAAAGAGACUAGCGAGCUUCGAAUGCAGCUGAAAGAGCUGGAAGAGCUGAAGUUUCGACACGAGCGAGACCUCAACGGCCUCCAGGUGCAGCUGGCCUCGGUCAAAGAACAACUGGUCGUGCGCGAGCAGCACACGGCCAGCCAGGCAGCUCAGAUCGAAGAGGCUGUCAGGGAGCGCCGGGGCCCCUCAGAGUCUCAGCGGGUGUGCGGCGUGGGUAGGACGCUCGAGGAAAGUCUGGCCACCGCCAAGAAGCAGGCGGUUGUUGUGUGCAGACUUUGGCAGGGAACCGGGUGCUUGAAGAUGGCAGCAUCAGGUGACUUGUCGGCUGCAAUGGCGCAUUCCAUGCAGCUGCAGGCGAUCGAGGGCCGUUUGCAGAAGGCUCUUGAGCGUGUGCGAUUAGUCCUGAGCACCGAGAAAACGCCGCAGCUGGCAGCGAAUGUGCACCACCAGUACAAUGACAAGUACUUUCUGGUGGAAAGGAGCACAUGCAUAGCCGCAGCCUCGCAGCUGAACUGCCUAGCAGCUCUUGGACUCACAGCGGACCAGCUGCGUGGGCUUCGAGCUUGGCUGCCGGCACAGGUCUCGCUGCGCUUCAGGUCACAGGAGAAGUGCACCUUUCUGCGUGAAGAGAAGCGCGAGGAGGAAGAUCCAAGAAAGCGCGUAGAGGAGGUCUCCGUGGGCGGCGUCGCACGGGCCAGCUGGUCCAGCAAGGUCGUGACUACCAUCACGGAGUAUUUCUGGAAGUUCGAAACCAGCUACACCCUGGAAGCUUUCCGCGGCGUUGGAGCAGAAGAUGCCGACAGGCUCCUGCUGCUGUCCAGGAACGGGCAGGUGGAGCUGAAGACCAGCGCCAAAUCGCCUCCGCCGCAUCCAGAAGCGCGCGUGCCUGCCGUCAAUCAGGAGGUGAACAUCACCUGGCUCCUGCAGCUUCUGUCGCAGGAAGGCACGUCCCCGCUCUUCAAGAUUGAUCGGGCUGCUACCGGAUGCAGCACCCCGCGGCGGAACCAAGAUGUGGACAAAGCCUUCGCGCACUUCACAAUGUUCACUCAAUGGGCUAAUGGCGUUUCAGACUACCUGCAACAUCUCAGUGCCGUCGAUCCCAGGACCGUUCCGCAGCUGCCAUUGGACGGCCUUUUCGCACCCAUCCUGCCGUUGAUGGUGAGCGGUCAGACCUCCAGUUCAAGCCCUGCAGAGCCAGCCGGCACGUUAGCCACACUGAAUCUGGCCAGUGAUGUUCCAGACAGCCUAGUCCUCUCGGUGUCAGAUGGAAAUCGCCUUCUCAGCGAGGAGAUGCGAACCCUCAAAGAGCAGCAAGGGAACAUCUGCGAAAGUCUUCCGGGCAAUGAUGGCAUCUACACACACAUGGAGUGUGGUUUGCACUUGAUCCUGCGGCAUUGCGAGAAUGUCGCGAAGCGAUGGAGUGAAUUGGUGGAGUAUGUGGAAGGCAUGCUCCGGAAACAGCUCAUAGAUGCGAUUGGCAAGGAGGUUACGCCGGCCCUCUUUGCUGCGUACAUGCGGUUCCACUACCGCAAGCUGUUCCGACAGGCGUUUCAACCUCGCCAGUUCUGCUUCGCUGUGCGGCGGUCAGAGCGACACAGUCCGGAAGCAACGGUAAGCAUCGAAGAGGAUGCAGUGGGGCUGGAUGAGUCCAGCAUUCGGAGCCCGAUCGUGACCAUUGCCAACUGCGCCAGUGCGCCUUGCACAAUGAGCUUCCCGCUGAAUGCAUCGACGGAGGUCUCUUUCACUGGCGACGUCUAUCUGCAUGGAUGGCUGUCUCACCGAUUCUCAGGCGCCUCUGGUGCGGCACUCUACCUCACCUCCCGAGCUCGACAAUUCAGCUCCAUGCUGGUACUGGUUGGCCGGGUCGCAUCCGCGACUUCCUUCGACCCCAAGUUUGCGGCCAUCCUCCAGAACAAGGAUGAGCUGACAAUUCCGCUGGAGCUAUCAAUGAUCCCGACACCAAAGGAGUUCAAGGAUGCCAUUGCCUCCCUAUCCCCGCAGCAGCAGGCCUUCGCCAAGGCCUUCCGGUCGAUGCAGUUGGAAAGCACGCUCUUCGGCGUACUGGUUGUCCAAAUCAAGCCUCAGCUCGAGAAGCUCCUGAACUUGCCGGACGACAGCCUGACCAAGGAGAUCAAGCUCACCCAAGAUCUCAUGGAUCUGUUCAUCAAGUACCAGAUUCCCAGCGACCUGUUGUCCUUCAGCGACGAGACGGGUGAUGCGGAGGUGGCACCUGCCCAGCGGUUGGAAAUGGUCAAGGGCCACGUAAAGGCCAUGCACGACAUGAUCCAGCAGGAGAAGGAAGCAGAGCUGUUGGCGGCACGCCAAGAAAUGGAAUAUGGUUCGCCGCAGCUGCGAAGCCGGAGAUGGGCUGACUCAGACUGCAGUGACGAAAGCAUGGGCUGCCUGGAACGGGAAAUGUCGGUACCGCGGUCCGAGUGCGAAGAGUGCGAUGAAGACUUUGGUUCAAUGGAUGGCGACUGUGCCCUGCCGAUGGCCGAAGCUCGGUCCGCACCUGUCGUGCACAAGAGGAUGAAGGUGGAGAGGAAGGUGAGUGAGUGUGUGAGCGUGGACAAGGAGCGAGAUCGAGAUCGAGACGGCCGGGACGGGGCGUCAGCUGCAGCCUCCUCAUCCGGCCGUUCGGGCCAACCUGCCCAGCAGGGGCAGUCGUCUCAGGCCUCAGCCUCUGGACAGCCUGGCGGAUCUGGUGGCGGCCUGCCUUACGUACGGGACUACACGAAGGUGCCCAAGCAGAUGGAUGCCCAGUUCGAGACUUUGGCUCCGGACAGUGCUCUGCGUCCGACCAUUAUAAACCCUGGAGUUUGCUGGACAAAGCGAUCGCAGAAAGCAUUGCUGGCACAGCCGGUGACAUCAACUCUCUUCUUCGAUGAUCAGAAGGCAGAGAAGGAUGCGGCCUUUGACCUGCUGGAUGCCAUCACGAAAUCCGGUGCUUUACCUCUCAGCCAUGCAGCGCUCCACAUUGUGAUAGCUGCGACGCACUGCUUCGACAAGACAGUCACGGAGACAGUAGUGCAAGACAACGUGAACCCCAUCGACAAGGUCGAGCGCUCUACCUUGAUAGUUGCAUCAACCGUGCACCAGCAGCCUGUCGCAGCUCUCAUCGAUGAGGCCAGACGAGUCUGCGUGAAGCUUUCGAAGCAGAUACUUUCUGUGGCUACUUUGGUGUUGGGCCUUGCAGCUAAAGACGUCGCCAAUAGCCGGGACGCAUCGGAAGCGCGUGGCGGAGACGGCGAGAGCUGUGUUUGCCAAGUUCCGCACAACUUGGAGUCUGUAGAGUUGCCCGUCCCGGACUUGGCUCAAGCGCUGGAGGAGAAGUUCAAUCAAACGGCGCAGGAGAUUACCAAAGGCAACCAGAUCAUUCAGAGCUUGCACCAGGCAUCUAAGGAGGCGAAGGCCAAGCUGCGUCUCAAAGCCUCCGAGCUGAUGCAGCAUGAGAAGACCAGACUAGAACUGGAGAAGGCCGAGGAGCUCAAGAAGCGUGACCUGGAGGAAAAGGGCAACGAAGUGAUGCGGGGUAAGGCUCGCGAGGAGAAGCUGCAGCGGGACAUCGAGGACCUCAAGCGAGAGCGGGCCAUGUCCUCGCUUCACACCCGUCGACCAUGCACCACGCAAGUCUUGUGUGUUGCCCAGGUCGAAGCUCAGGAUAUCAUAAGAUCCAACAAGGAGGUGCUUGUAGAGUGA
Messenger RNA from Symbiodinium sp. CCMP2592, 9456 nucleotides. Lineage: Eukaryota; Dinophyceae; Suessiales; Symbiodiniaceae. The record is from the annotation of a GenBank genome assembly.